Ogataea polymorpha is the source of this 1890-nucleotide messenger RNA. RefSeq lists its product as uncharacterized. Bases 781 to 1851 code for a protein of 356 amino acids. Gene Ontology annotation, biological process: pseudouridine synthesis. The record is from RefSeq and is a predicted model, not a curated record. Lineage: Eukaryota; Fungi; Ascomycota; Pichiomycetes; Pichiales; Pichiaceae. The transcript has a single exon. Gene Ontology annotation, molecular function: RNA binding; pseudouridine synthase activity.
AAUUAGAGCCACUGAUCCGCUUCUGGAUUCGGUGCAACAGGCCGUCAAGGCAAAAUACUCGCAGAGGACGUCCUCGUUUGGCAUGAGACUUGUCAAGGUCUUCCUCCCCACAUUGCUCGGCUUGACAGCGUACGUGGGCUACAACUCCUACAAUUCGAGACCGGCGUUCAUCCCGCUGCUGUACGCCAAAUCUUUGCCUCUGAGCCGGUCCAAGGAGUCCAAAGGCAUUGAUCUCGACAAGUUAAAGGCAAACACCAAGGAAAUCCUCCUCUCCAAACUAUCCAUGAACCAUACAAUAAAAAACACGCUGGGGCUUCCGCUGCAAUUGGGCGAGUUUCUGAGCUUCAAUGUCAAGAUUGAGUACAGAAACGUGUUUUUCGAAGGUCUCGAAAUCGACUGCACCAAAAGAUGGUUCCCCCCGGAGUUCAGAUGGAGCCACCGCGAGUUUGCACCAAAACUGAAGGACGACCUUAAUGGCUUGCUCGAGCCCAUGACUUCGGACGGGUCCUUAACGCUGGAUUCGGUCGAAAACCGUUACGGCAACAAGAGAGAUUACAACCUUAUAGUUGGCGGAUCUAUAGAGGCGUACUCUACGUUCGACCUGGUGUCGGAUGCGGUUGAUCCCGGAACUGCGAAGAUCACAUUCACGGGAACGAUACACUAUGACCAUAUCAAAUCUCUGAAAACAGACACCAUCGUCCUAUCAUACAGAUCAAACGGCCAGACAGUGGUGCACCAGCUGCUAUGAGAUCGGGCUGUGCAAAAAUAUUUUUCCCAAGAAUGCCUCCCAACGUGUUUGUCAAGAACGGUCUGCGGCAUGUUGCGCCGUACAUGAGACGCAUCACUGCCGUUGCUAGGCCGCGCUGGGUGGGGAAGCCGUUUCUGGAGGUUCUGGCGACCGACUUCCGCAGCAGAGACAUCAGCAGGUUCAGCGAGCUGAUCGAUUCUGGAGACAUGUAUAUCUGGCGACGCACGUCAGCAGGCGUCGAGACCGUUCGCGGAGCACGGCUGCGGACGGAAAAACUGCAGCACGGAGACAGAAUUAGCAACAGUAUGCAUCAGCAUGAGAAGCCCGUCGUUGCGACUCCGAUAGAUGUCGUUUACGAGGGCUGCGAGAUGCUGGUGGUGAACAAGCCGGCAGGAAUCCCUGUGCAUUCUACAUCGGGCUACCUUCAGAACACUGUGCUGGAGAUUUUGAAACGCGAACAUUGUCAGAGGCAGCUCCAUCUGUUGUAUCGUCUGGACAAGGCUGUUUCUGGGGUGUUAAUCCUGGCCAAAAAUCAAAGCAAGUUCAAGCAGCUCCGGAACGAAAUCGACGACAAAAAAAGAGUGCACAAAGAGUACAUAGCGCGCGUCCGUGGCCACUUUCCGAGCUCUGUAGCAUGUCAAGACAAUGUGGUGGACAUUGACCCUUUGAAAAGGUAUCAAUACGGUGGCGUCGGCGCGUCCAAGAGGGCCUCCACUAAUUUCUCGCUACUCGAAUAUAAUUCGGAGCUGGACGAAAGCACGGUGAAAUGCGUGCUUCAAACAGGACGAAAACACCAGAUCCGAAUACAUCUGCGAAACCUGGGACAUCCGAUCGUGAAUGAUCCUCUUUAUGGGCCUUCCGGGAUUUUGAGCGAGCCCAUGACCUCGCGGCCGUCCAGCAAAGAGUUUUCUCUACUUCAAGAAAAAGCAGAACAGUUGCGGAGUGCCAUACUACUUCCCGGAAAGUGUGAGGUGUGUGGGUUCCCCAACCACGUCGACCCGACUCCUGAAGAGCUCGUAAUAUACUUGCAUGCCCGCAAAUACGAGGUGCAAGGCUCCUGGAGCUACACUGCUCCGGACCCUGCCUGGGCCAAAUUUCUAUAGUGUACAUAAAUCGACGCGUCGCGCAAUCGAAAAAUAUUC